This is a messenger RNA of Liolophura sinensis, 3054 nucleotides long. RefSeq names its product P protein-like. Gene Ontology annotation, cellular component: membrane. The transcript is spliced from 20 exons. Lineage: Eukaryota; Metazoa; Mollusca; Polyplacophora; Chitonida; Chitonidae. Gene Ontology annotation, biological process: transmembrane transport. The coding region runs from base 257 to 2449 and encodes 730 amino acids. The record is from RefSeq and is a predicted model, not a curated record.
AGAAAAUAGGACUGUUUUGAUACGGAGGGAGUUGUGAGAGGAUACCUGUGAUUAACACAUAUUAGAUAUGCUCCUUGAAUUACGACUGAUCCUGUCUUUUCACCACACCUGGACAUUAAGUGACAUUAGUAGAAGAGCAGUGCAAUCCUUGGCGUGUUGAUGAUGAAAAACAAGCGAACCUCGAGCCCGGCUUUGUUCAUCCACCGCAACGAGAAUAGACCCCGGACACCGUCGAUCACCGAGCAGCGCAGCAGACAUGGCGAGGACUCAGUUCAUGACUGCUGGCACCCGGGACGAAAUGUUCUGCCCGCAGCUACCCCAGGCCGGCAGAGUCUUGCCUCCCACCAAGGAGAAGACCGACCCUGGGGAACUCACACCUUUGCUCGAAUCCAAAAAGUCCAAGCAACCGUCUGUGGACAGUAAGACAGCAGAGGAAGAUUUCAACGAUAACCUGCCUAACAGGCGUGGCAUAGGUAUCAGCAUUUUUAAGAAGAUCAAAAUGGUGACCCUUCUUGGUCUGGCCUCUACAGCCUUUAUUGUGAUUAUGAUUAACCCGGAACUCAGCCUUGAGCAAUAUCAGAUUUGUGUGUCUAUGAAAGAGCCUCAUGCGUUAGACAUGUUACACAAGGAGGAGACUACCAUCGAGUUUCUGAUUCAUGCCCCAGUCUUAGACGCAGAUGCCAUCAACUCUACCAUGCGGAAAACCAUGCCGAAACUGACAAUUACCAUCAACACCUCAGAGCCAUGGGAUCUAUAUUUGGACGAAAAUGCACUGAGGACUGGUAAUCAGAAGGCCUUCAAACACGAAUUUUCUUGCUGUUUAUCUACACAUGGUGGUAGCUAUCAGAUUUUCUUCAGCACAGACUGGGAGGAGUCCAUCCCGAUUGUCUUUAGCUAUCACCCGCUAAACUCUCUCGUUCACGAACAAGUCGUUCUAGCCGCCAUUAUACUGGCAUGUGUCUACUUUUUGAUUAUCUUCGAGAUUGUACACCGAACUCUUGCCGCUAUCCUCGGAUCUAUGGCCACAGUGGCUGUGCUAGCUUCAUUAAACGAGAGACCAACUCUGGAGGAGAUCAUGAGCUGGCUUGACGUGGAAACUCUCGCUCUUCUCUUCGGCAUGAUGAUCAUUGUCGCCAUUUUCUCGGAAACCGGUUUCUUUGAUUACUGUGCGCUGGUCGCCUAUAAGAUCGCAAAAGGUAAAGUCUGGCCGCUCAUAACCCUGCUCUGUGUUUUUGCCGGCGUUGUGUCGGCCUUCCUGGACAACGUCACCACAAUCCUGUUGCUCACACCCGUUACCAUACGUCUUUGCCAGGUUUUGGAUCUAGACCCGCGGAAGAUUCUAAUCGCUGAGGUGUUGUUCUCUAACAUUGGGGGUACUGCCACAGCCAUCGGGGACCCGCCUAACGUUAUCAUCGUCUCUAACCAGGAACUCGCCGAAAAGGGGAUCAAUUUUUCCUCUUUCACCGAGCACAUGGUGGUGGGAAUCGUGUUCAUUAGUAUAGCAGGGUAUGGACUGUUACGGGUGUUUUACCGAAACGUGAAGCUUCUACAGAAUCAGGACCCUCCCGAACUCAGAGAAUUGCAGCAGGAGAUAGCGCAAUGGCGCCGAGCGGCUCAUCAUAUAGUUGUGGCAUCACGAGAGGAGAGCAUGGUCCGGGCAUUGCUGCUUCAAAAGGUGGCCACACUGGAGACUCUAAUGAGGAACCAAAUAUACAAGCGCAAAGCACGAGAAACAAAAGAUUUUGAAGCGAGUGUCGAAGAUUUGGAGAAAAAGUGCCGUAUCACGGAUUAUGUCCUUCUGGGGAAAUCUGGCGUUGUUAUAGUCCUCGUCAUUUUGGCUUUCUUUCUUCACUCAUUCAUAGAAAGCAUGUAUGUUGGUUUGGGCUGGAUCGCCAUCAUGGGGGCCACCUUACUCCUGGUUCUGGCCGACAUCUCUGACAUGGAGAGUAUUCUUCAUCGAGUGGAAUGGGCUACUCUACUGUUCUUUGCAGCGCUUUUCACUUUGAUGGAGGGAUUGGCUAAACUGGGCUUGAUAGACUGGCUGGGAGACCAGAUGGGACUAGUGGUGUCCCUAGUUAGUGAUGAACACAGACUGACAGUGGCUAUCAUCGCUAUUCUCUGGAUAUCAGCUAUAGCAUCCAGUUUUAUAGACAACAUUCCAUAUACCACCGCCAUGGUCCCUGUGCUUGUAAAGCUGAGUGAAGAUUCCCGUCUGAACCUUCCCAUAAUGCCUUUGGUUCUCGCCCUGGCAUUCGGGGCUUGUUUGGGAGGUAAUGGCACGUUGAUAGGAGCCUCGGCUAAUGUCGUCUGUGCUGGUAUAGCGGAACAGCAUGGUUAUGGCUUCUCUUUUAUCGAAUUUUUCAAGAUUGGUUUUCCCAUGAUGUUGGUCACAACACUGGUCAGUAUGGUUUACCUCCUGAUCUGUCACGUGGCUUUACAGUGGCACUGACUGGCGCCGGCUGUACAGAACACCGUUCCUGCAUGCUUUGACCGAUGCCACGCUUUUCCAAUCUGGGAUGUGAUGAUCCGCUAUUCUCAUGAAAAAGGCCCUAUGGCUGAUUCCACCGACAAUUAAUUAAUAACAAAAAUAUUCUAACAAGCUUAGAUAUGCUGGGAAGCAAAUCCGUUUGUGUCAUUUAACUUAUGUUACUAGGUAAGCAAACUGAACUCGUCACACUUGUUUUUACUUUAUGUGCAGGCAUAAAAGAAAACAGUAGUCCUACUGAAAACAGUACAUGCCCUGUGGACGUUUAUAAACCAAGAACCUGAGGCGUAGCAUUCUUUACGAGAGGACAGCUAGUUUAAAGUUCAAUUUACGAAACUUUGGGGGUGUUGACUCGAUUCAAUUACCCAAGCAAAUUUCCUUAAAAUCCAAUUCCAAUCAGCAACUGUGAUGUUAUACUGAAAAGUAAUCUGUGAUAUAAAACUCUUUAAAUUUGAAAAUACUCACAAAAGGCUUGGACGUCAGCUUUUAUUAUUGGCGUAGCAAUGCUCUCAUUACUUUAUCUUAUUAUUGUAGAGAUCUAUAAGACGUUUUGCAUAAUAAAUCUAUGA